This is a messenger RNA of Petromyzon marinus (sea lamprey), 5701 nucleotides long. The record is from RefSeq and is a predicted model, not a curated record. NCBI's taxonomy places the organism in Eukaryota, Metazoa, Chordata, Hyperoartia, Petromyzontiformes, Petromyzontidae.
AUAUUCGCUGACUAUGCCAAGUUCUUUGAAUAAUAAUAAAACACUUUGCACUUUUUUGCAACAUGUUUUUCACACAUUUUCAAUAUUUACAAUAUGCAUUUCCAAUAUGUAUGCGAGUGUGUGUGUGUGUGUCUGAUAGGUGCUUGCUAACAGCACUUGUCGCUACAGCUUAAGACUAUAUGGGGGAUCAUUUGCUUGUUUAACAAUAUAUUAUUGCAUUUACAUGUGGUCAAAAUCCUGGUUACAUUGCAAAUUGCGUUUCUAUAUGUGUAAAAAAAAACCAGCCAGGGCUUUGUCAAUCCACUGCUGGAUGAAGGUUUCCCUACAUUGUGUGUUUCAUAGCGGGGGUUGGUGGACCAUAUUUCACCACACUUGUCAGCACAGGCUGAUGAAGUGGGAUGUGGCACCCGGCCAGAGCCGUCCUCUAGGGUAACGGUGAAUCGUGGGUGAGCGUCCCGGGCCCUGCGCUUUGCGGGGCUCCACGCCUCGACGUCACGGUGUCAGAUGCAAUAAUCCCGGUUUAGUUUGAAGGUAUCGGGGUGGGUGGGGGGGGUGCACAUAGAGUUGAGUUGCCCCGGCCCCCCCCCCUCCACCAUGGACGGUCUUGGAGCCAGCACCGGUUCAGAUAUCGCUCGUCACCAUUGUUCGCCGUGACCGGUAAUCGAACUCAAGUUGCCAGGUUCAUAGUGGACUUCACUGACCGAUGUGCCACCGCUCCGCAGCGCGGAUAUAUGUGGCCUGAAAUAUUAUUGUAUUUUCAUGCUCUAUAAUGUAUUUGUAUUUUGUCAGUAAACUAAGUUGACGAGUGAUGGCCAGCUAAGUUUGGCUCACACUCGCCCACGGUCGGGUUUAAGUGUUCAGCACAUGUUUAAUUUAUAAAAUUCCAAAUAUAACGCAGAUGCUUGAAAUUGUUGACGAUUUCAUCAAACAAUAACAACUUCCAUUCGGGUUAAUUUUGCUAUUUUUUUUUCAAAUUGAAGAAGAUUCGUUUUUUAAUGUAAUGUUACAAGUAGAAUGAUAACACGGAUAUAACAUUACAACAAGUAUACAGUGAUACAUAUUUGAACUUCUCCAAAAUUAUGAUUACUUUGAACGAAUUCUUCCAUUGAGGAAUAUCCUAUGAUUUACAGCUAUGGCUUGGAUUAAAAUCUAUUCAUAGAUUUAAAACAAUAUAUCCAGACCCAGCUUGAAGAACUGGUCUUUGAUGUGCCUUUUUUUGGGGGUCACAUUUUCAUGACUUUCAUAAAUGCUUGUGAUAUUACAAAAAGUGAACAGUACUGGAACAGUGGUUCCAGCAAGGGGCAGCAGGUACCAAAAUGAGAUUUCAUCAAAGACCCCUGCAAACGUGUGGAGGAUAGUAAGCCCUCGUGGAAUAGCCACUGUGGUAACUCACGUUUGAACUGCUUGCCGCCGGGUGUAUAAAAGGAAUGCUACUUUAUCUUCGGCGUUCUCUCGAGCGAGAAGCACAUCGGAGUAUUCCAAUAUUUUUUUUUCUCUAAUACGUCCCCAAUUGUAUCCCGUUUCACGCUGCCGGCAUCAUGUCACGAAUGGCAGUGUCCGUUCGGAACUCUCACAGAGCAGUGCAACCCUUGGUGUCGGAGAAGGGCCCACGGAAGCAGAUAUGACAAAGCUACCUCUGAGAUCCCUUGAAGUGACCUGUUCCACACAGUCGACGACAGCGCUCUCCCACUCGCUCGGCAUCUGAGACUAACAUGUUAAAUGAUGCUGAUAUGUGGAUAUAGUUCCGCUUAUAUAUGCUCGUAUUAUGCUUAAACGCACAGUCAUCCAGAGUAAUGCAUAAUCAUCGUUCUUUUUUUGUAUUUAACAGUGGAGCGUGUUUGCAAAUAACAUGUGCAGCAUUGGUUUUAACAAGCCUGACUGGCUGAUGAGACCUCGAAAGUCAAAACUGCUGCAGAGAUUGCUUGCUUAAACAAUUCUGCUGGAUCAUAUUGGCUUAAAAGCCAAUAGGCUGACGGACUAAAACAUGUUUUUGAAUCUAUAUUUGGAGAUGGAGAAUUAAGUUUUGCUUGUAUUUGCUUUUAACCAAUGCAAUGUCUUUCAAACCUUCACAUAUGAGUUUUUUUUAUGCACGUAAAUGUUUCCCUUUUGUCGCGUUCAAAACAGUCUGCAUUUCAUGUUGUGUUUUACAAAGUACACCAUGUUACCUUCGUGAUUAUGGACAGAAAGUACAUCCAUUGCUUUGGCAAUGCCUGAAUGUUUUCAAAUUACGACACACGUAACCGCAGCUAAGCUAAUACGGAUUAUAAUAGACAUACAAGGUGUGAAUGUUUAUUUUUUUAUAUAUGCAUUUCUCCCUUGCAAUACACCUUAUUGUCGUGUCUAGAAUGGAUUCUUGUUUUUUUUGUUGCAAUUUUAUUUUUUACAAAUGGAAAAAAAGGUCCAAUUGAAGGACUUUUUUUGUUUUACAAUAUCCUCCAUGGAAAUUGAAUGGAGCCACAGGAAGGCAGAUCUCACUUGAGUUUCACAGCUUUGUUUUAUUAAAUUCCUGAUGUAUUCAAUGUGAUGUGUGUAACAAACCCAAUACAGUGUUUGGGGGGGUGGGGGGUUGGGUGGGGGUUAGGAGACUUGAGAAUGCAGGAAAGACGAUCGCAGCUUGAACAUCGUCAAUUUUCCAUACAGCCUAUGCCACCUAUUGGUGGAACGCAUCUUUACACGGCACUUCAUUGCAUAAUAGCUGCUAAGGUUGUGUAAUGCUCUUAAUUGUAAUGGCUCUACAGUGCAAUUUUUGUUAUUUUGAAACGUUAUCUUAUUUUAGCCGACGACCGCACCACGGCUCAGCCCUGAGUUCAGUUCCCGACCGUGGUUUGCAUCGGUGGCGAGUGAUAUCUGAACUGGUUCUAGCCACCACGCUACUUUGCACUGACCAGCACUGACCAAAGUGGUAAAGUUUGGUCAAACCUCCCCCCGCCCCGAUAUCAUUCGCCAAAGGACUGUAGAGUAUUAUUUUACUGUAGCGUGCACGUUAACGUGUGGACGGUCUGUGAUAAAAAAAAAAAAAUUAUACAGCUCUUGAAUAUGUAGAAAUAGAUUAGAUAGCAAACCACUCGGUUUUGUUGAUGUGGUGAGGUUGAUUGCAUUUUAAAAUAACCCGACGUAUUGUGUAAAUGAAUUGUCCUCUUCAUUCUAAUACAAAACACCGCAGUCAUUCUAUUGGCCUACCAAUGGCACAUUCAGUUCCCGAAGGGGGUAUUUUUGUAAGUGUAACAAUGUGUAAGCAAUGUGAUAGGGAAAAGUUAUUAGCUUGUAUUGCAAGGUGUAAGCAGUGUGAUAGGGAAAAGUUAUUAGCUUGCAUUGCAAGGUGUAAGCAAUGUGAUAGGGAAACGUUAUUAGCUUGCAUUGCAAGGUGUAAGCAAUGUGAUAGGGAAACGUUAUUAGCUUGUAUUGCAAGGUGUAAGCAAUGUGAUGGGGAAAAGUUAUUAGCCUGCAUUGCAAGGUGUAAGCAAUGUGAUAGGGAAAAGUUAUUAGCUUGUAUUGCAAGGUGUAAGCAGUGUGAUAGGGAAAAGUUAUUAGCUUGCAUUGCACGGUGUAAGCAAUGUGAUAGGGAAAAGUUAUUAGCUUGUAUUGCAAGGUGUAAGCAAUGUGAUAGGGAAAAGUUAUUAGCUUGUAUUGCAAGGUGUAAUCAAUGUGAUAGGGAAAAGUUAUUAGCUUGCAUUGCAAGGUGUAAGCAAUGUGAUAGGGAAAAGUUAUUAGCUUGUAUUGCAAGGUGUAAGCAGUGUGAUAGGGAAAAGUUAUUAGCUUGCAUUGCAAGGUGUAAGCAAUGUGAUAGGGAAAAGUUAUUAGCUUGUAUUGCAAGGUGUAAGCAAUGUGAUAGGGAAAAGUUAUUAGCUUGCAUUGCAAGGUGUAAGCAAUGUGAUAGGGAAAAGUUAUUAGCUUGCAUUGCAAGGUGUAAGCAAUGUGAUAGGGAAAAGUUAUUAGCUUGCAUUGCAAGGUGUAAGCAAUGUGAUAGGGAAAAGUUAUUAGCUUGUAUUGCAAGGUGUAAGCAAUGUGAUAGGGAAAAGUUAUUAGCUUGCAUUGCAAGGUGUAAGCAAUGUGAUAGGGAAAAGUUAUUAGCUUGCAUUGCAAGGUGUAAGCAAUGUGAUAGGGAAACGUUAUUAGCCUGCAUUGCAAGGUGUAAGCAAUGUGAUAGGGAAAAGUUAUUAGCUUGUAUUGCAAGGUGUAAGCAGUGUGAUAGGGAAAAGUUAUUAGCUUGCAUUGCACGGUGUAAGCAAUGUGAUAGGGAAAAGUUAUUAGCUUGUAUUGCAAGGUGUAAGCAAUGUGAUAGGGAAAAGUUAUUAGCUUGUAUUGCAAGGUGUAAGCAAUGUGAUAGGGAAAAGUUAUUAGCUUGUAUUGCAAGGUGUAAGCAAUGUGAUAGGGAAAAGUUAUUAGCUUGUAUUGCAAGGUGUAAGCAGUGUGAUAGGGAAAAGUUAUUAGCUUGCAUUGCAAGGUGUAAGCAAUGUGAUAGGGAAAAGUUAUUAGCUUGCAUUGCAAGGUGUAAGCAAUGUGAUAGGGAAAAGUUAUUAGCUUGCAUUGCAAGGUGUAAGCAAUGUGAUAGGGAAAAGUUAUUAGCUUGUAUUGCAAGGUGUAAGCAAUGUGAUAGGGAAAAGUUAUUAGCUUGCAUUGCAAGGUGUAAGCAAUGUGAUAGGGAAAAGUUAUUAGCUUGUAUUGCAAGGUGUAAGCAGUGUGAUAGGGAAAAGUUAUUAGCUUGUAUUGCAAGGUGUAAGCAGUGUGAUAGGGAAAAGUUAUUAGCUUGCAUUGCAAGGUGUAAGCAAUGUGAUAGGGAAAAGUUAUUAGCUUGCAUUGCAAGGUGUAAGCAGUGUGAUAGGGAAAAGUUAUUAGCUUGUACUGCAAGGCGUGUUAUCAGGUCUUCAGUGCUUUUAAUCCCUUAAGUUGGGGUUCUCGCUCUUAUUAGGCGCAGUACAUUACCGUAGUUUUUCUCUUUUUAUACAAAGUGCGUUGCUGUGCUUUAAAGAAGCCUUUUAAAAUUAUAUAAGACACUGAUUUGCAGCUCCGCACCCAAUUUCCAUGGCAAAUAUUUUGUAGCUUCGAAAAUAUUUACAUAAUUGUGAUUGCAAGCGCGUGCCAAUUCAAUAUUUACACUACAAUGGUUUAUAGCUUAGCAAUAUGCCAGCUGGGAGAAGGUCUGUUUUUAUACACUGUGAUCGAGAGUGUUUCUCUGCAGCACCCCCCCCCUCCGUUUUAUAUAAUUAUGGUUCGUAGAUCGGGGGCUGUGUUAGCCUAAUGACAAGUGCCAGGCCGUGAUGCACGCAUGCUGUUCCUGCAUUUUCGUUAAUCAUUCACAUUAACUGAAGUUGAAACUUUAAAGCAUUCAGACAUUAGCUCUGUUUUGCCAGUCUAUAUGUACGUAAAGUGUGAUCACAAUAGCUCUCUUAAAUAUGACCCAGUGUCAAUAAAAAAUCCGUACAAAGUUGAAUUGCUUAUAGGGACUUAGCCUUAGAAGAAAUCGGACAAAUUUAUAAUAUUUUUUACUGAUGGGUUGCCCAGUAAAAAAUAGGCUUUUUUUGGCCAAGGUGAUGGUGUCACGCGCCAUGCACGGACAUCUCCUACCACCCUCUCCCCAUUACAUCAUUGCACGUGACGUCAUCUUGUCGUGUGUCUCGGAACAGAACAUCAUCACUUAACACGUCUGGGAAUUGGUUACAGAUUCCACGCACGUGUGAUGAUUUUUCCUCCUUGGUUUGCG